AUGGCUUCCGAACGUUUGUCUGAGGAGAAAAUCUCGGAAUUCAAAGAAGCUUUUUCCCUUUUUGACCGGGAUGGAGACGGCUGCAUCACCACCAAGGAGCUGGGAACAGUCAUGCGCUCCUUGGGGCAAAACCCCACGGAAGCAGAGCUGCAGGAGAUGGUGGGGGAGUUGGACGUCGACGGGAGCGGCACCGUGGACUUCCCGGAAUUCCUCUCCUUGAUGGCGAGGAAGAUGAAGGACACGGACAGCGAGGAAGAGAUCCGGGAAGCUUUCCGGGUCUUUGAUAAGGAUGGGAAUGGUUACAUCAGCGCGGCGGAGCUGCGGCACGUGAUGACCAACCUGGGGGAGAAGCUGACGGAGGAGGAGGUGGAGGAGAUGAUCAAAGAGGCCGACGGCAACAACGACGGGCAGGUCAACUACGAGGAGUUUGUGAGGAUGAUGACGGAGAAGUGA
Calypte anna (Anna's hummingbird) is the source of this 453-nucleotide messenger RNA. Its product is annotated as calmodulin, striated muscle. NCBI's taxonomy places the organism in Eukaryota, Metazoa, Chordata, Aves, Apodiformes, Trochilidae. The transcript has a single exon. Gene Ontology annotation, molecular function: calcium ion binding; enzyme regulator activity. The record is from RefSeq and is a predicted model, not a curated record. Bases 1 to 453 code for a protein of 150 amino acids.